AUGGAGACAGCGGUUCAUGGGAGGAGUUUAGCGUUGGCCGAAUUGUUGGCUGAAGGAAGGAUUCCGGAAAAUGGAAUUGAUUUGAGUCACUUCAACAACAACAACAACGAGAUCGACUCACUGGAUGGGGGCUUCCUGUUGGGAGUGAAAGGAUUGGGAUCCGAGUCCGCUCAAGUCUCACAUUCGUCGUCAUUGGAAAGUCUGGAUUCAUCUCCUGGAUCACUCGUCAACCAUAUGGGCAGUCAGGAACCCGACGACGAUGGAGAGUCAACCUCGUGUUCGGAGGAUUCUUUCGAGAUGUCGUCGACUUGUUCGACUCGGGAAACACCCGGCCAUUCGCCCAAUCGAGAGGGAACCUCUUCGUCGUUCACUUCGGGAGGCACUGAGUACAAACUUGAUGACGACUCUUCUGCCGCUCCGACUCGUGAAGGAUCCACCGAUCGAGAGUCAUCACCAUCAAGCUCAAUGAUUCGAAAAGGACCCUCGACUUCAAUGUCGAUGGACUCUUUCUUGUUGAGGGAUCGAAUCACGAACCUUCGGGAAAGCGUCGAUGAAUUGGACACGGGUUUGCCGAAACUCGACUUUGAUCGUCUCGAGAAACAACUCCAAACAGCCGCCAAAGAGAGAGAAGACAAUGAAAGGAAAUUGCUCGGUGAAGAGGUUCGUCGCCGUUUGGCCAUGCAAGUGGACGCGGUUUACUCGGGUCCAACUCCUUCAAUUUCCACGAGACCGAAUCGAUCGAAUUUAGCGCUUCGCUUGCAAAUGGCUAUGAAUUUACAGGUUUGCUACAUCAAUGAGAUGAGCGAAACGAGCGAUGCUGAGGCGUCAUCUUCAGAAAGCGAUGACGAGUGUCGAAUGCCGAAGAGUCGCUCAGUGCCUUGUUUGCGGUCGAAAUUGCGAGAAGAUCCAUUGAUAAACGUGUUAAAAGAACGAGUUUCACAAGGAGAUCAAUUAAAACCAGCCGAGCGUCAACAACUGCUGAGCGCUGAGACGAAAGCGGUGGUGGUGAAAUCGAAAAAAGAGGGUUUAAAUGCGUUGGAUGAGUACCGACGAAACAAAUCUCGAGCCUCCGAAGUUCCCCGUCAAUCUCGGCAACUAUUAAGUCGACUGAGCACCUCGGAAAUCGCAGAGAUUCUGCGGAAAAUUCAGGACGCUAUAGCUGGGAAAAACGGCGAGUUAGUGCGGCUGCUGAUCGAAAGAGACACUUUGCAUAUGGAACACGACUCUUUGCUCGUUGACAUCGAUGAUUUUCAGGAACACGAGGCCGAAGCCCCAGCCUUGGAUUUGAAACGACUUUUCCAUCUGCAAGAAAAACCGGAAGAAAUUGUCGAGCUCAAGAAAGGAAAUUGUUUGAAACCAAUUCCUGCCCGACCGAGUCGCCCGAAAACCCUCGAAACGUCGAAUGGAGUGCAAAGGAAGCCAAGCAAGGCGUCGAGCCAAGCGUCGAGCCAAGCGUCAAGCCAAGCGUCAAGCCAAGCAACGAGUUUCUUGACUGAAAACUUGCCAUCACCAUUCGCUCAACUUUCUCCCUCAAAAAUCUUGUCUAACUUUAGGAUAUUUCGGCGG
Molecule: messenger RNA, 1566 nt
Organism: Mesorhabditis belari
Lineage: Eukaryota; Metazoa; Nematoda; Chromadorea; Rhabditida; Rhabditidae
Source: the annotation of a GenBank genome assembly